ACUCAGGCUACACUCUCACUCACACCUUGUCCUAAGGAGUGCACAAGUGGGGUCUGUCAGAGGAGGCUUGGGUUCCUGGACAGAGAAGUCUGGACCUAAAUGGACUCCACCCUCCUUAAAGCUCCAGGUGGAGCUGACGCUGCAGGUGUCCAGCAGCCAGCAGCGGGCCCUCCUGGUGGUUUGCAGCCUGUUGAAGAGGUAGCAGAACCUGUAGACUUGGACAAGGUAGAGGGAGACAAGAGUAAACCAGGAGAUCCUGUAGGACUAGGACAUGGACAGGCGCUGUACUCAUUUGACAGCUCUCUGUCCUCCUCGGACAGCGAGGAUGAGGGCAUCGGCAAGAGAGAAAAGAAGAAGAAGAAGAAGCUGAAGAAAAAGAAGAAGAAGAAAGACUCCAGCUCAUCCUCCUCGUCUUCUUCCUCGUCUUCCUCCUCCUCCUCCUCCUCCUCUUCUUCAUCUUCUUCUUCCAGUAGCUCUUCAGAGAGUGACAGUGAGGAUGACAAAAAAAAGAAGAAGAAGAAAAAAGAGAAGAAAAAGGACAAGCAGAAAGAGUACGUCUGGGAGAGCAUUGUCAUAUCUGAGGCUGAUCUCGAGUGCGAUUUGGAUUUGCUGCCUGUGGACAGUCCUAUGAUGAGCCCGGAGUUUGACUCAUCAGAUGAAGAGGGUGACAAGAAGAAAGACAAGAAGAAGAAGAAGAAGAAAGACAAGAAGAAGAAAGGCAACAAGAAGAAAGACAAGAAGAAGAAAGACAAGAAGAAGAAGAAAAAGAAGAAAAAGGAUUCAUCGUCUUCCUCAUCUGACAGUUCAUCCUCCGACAGCGAGGAUGAAAAGAAAAAGAAGAAGAAGAAGAAGAAAAAGAAGAAAAAGGAGGACUCCAGCUCCUCUUCCUCAGAUAGCUCCUCCUCUUCAUCGUCAUCCUCUUCUGACAGCAGCGAGGACGACAAAAAGACAAAGAAAAAGAAGAAAAAGGACAAGAAGAAGAAGAAAAAGAAGGACAAGAAGAAGGAUUCCAGCUCGUCAUCUUCACCUUCAUCUUCCGACAGUGAUAAAGAUAAGAAGAAAAAGAAGAAGAAAGACAAGAAAAAGAAGAAGAAGAAGGAUAAGAAAAAGGAUGAAGAGCAGAACGAGCUCAGCAGUGCUACUGCUCUUUCAGCAGCCGCAGGUGGUGAGAAUGCAGGACCAAGUGCUGAUGGAGAUAAAAAGAAAGACGAGGAUGGUGACAAGGCCAAGAAAGAGCUGAAAACAGCAGAAGAAGGCAAACUGUCUUCUGCAGUGACUGCAGGAGGAGCACAGGCAUUCCCUGAUGGAAUUGAGGAAGGCCACCUGAGUGAUGAUGAGGGAGAAGGAGGAGAGGAGACGGACAAGAAGAAGAAGUUGAAGAAGAAGAAGAAGAAGGAUUCUUCUUCGUCUUCUUCGUCCUCCAGCGAUUCUUCUAGUGAUGACGAUAAGAAGAAAAAGAAGAAAAAGAAAAAGGAUAAGAAGAAGAAGAAAAAGAAAGACAAGAAAAAGGACUCAGAUUCUUCUAGCAGUGAUGACGACAAGAAGAAGAAAAAGAAGAAGAAAGACAAGAAGAAGAAAAAGAAGAAGGACAAAAAGAAGGACUCAGGUUCAUCUGGUUCAUCUGAUGGUUCCGGUGGUAGCGACAAGGAAAAUAAAAAGGAGAAGAAGGACAAGAAGAAGAAGAAGGACAAGAAAAAGAGUUCAGGAUCAUCAGGAAGUGAAACUGAAAAGAAAAAGAAGGAGACCGAAAGCCCUGAUGCUGAGCAAAUCGGCGAGCCAAAAAAGGAGAGUUCAGUCCCAGGUGGUGGUGGACUUUCAGCUCCAAGUGGCAGUAGCUCUAAGCCUGGUGGUACUGCAGUCGUCACCCUUGUGCCGCUUCCCUCCAAGCCCAUUGUGAGGCUAGAACCUCUGAGUCCUUCAGCUGUCUCCAAGCCUUCUGUCUCCAGCUCCUCAGUGAAUCCUUCAGUUGUCUCCAGCUCCUCAGUGAAUCCUUCAGUUGUCUCCAAGCCUUCUGUCUUCAGCUCCUCAGUGAAUCCUUCAGCUGUCUCCAAGCCUUCUGUCUCCAGCUCCUCAGUGAAUCCUUCAGUUGUCUCCAGCUCCUCACUGAAUCCUUCAGUUGUCUCCAAGCCUUCUGUUUUCAGCUCCUCACCGAAUCCUUCAGUUGUCUCCAAGCCCUCUGUCUCCAGCUCCUCAGUGAAUCCUUCAGCUGUCUCUCAGCCCUCUGUCCUCGGUUCCACAACGAGUAUUUUAGAAAGGGCCCCCAUUCGCAGACCUCCCAGCCCCAUGGAGGCCCUGAUGGGGAGCCCAAGGAGGUAUGAUUCAGGGACCCGUUCUACUACCCACCUCACCUCUAGUGACCUAUUGAAAGGCCCCAGACCUUACCAAUAAUGAGAUGUCAUAGAGUAAAAUAGAUGUUUUUAAAGCUGUGGCUUACAUGGCACUGGAGGAAGUUAAUUGUGAUGAUGAGAUAUGCUCUAAUGAUGCUCUCAUGACCCCGAUUUUAUGCUCCAAAGAUAUGAUGACUCUGCAAAUUGAAAGCAGAUGUUAUGGUGUGUUUUCUGGUGGAAUGCGAAGGUUACUGGGUAAAGAUGCAUAGUGACAUGAUGAAAAUGUUCAAGUUGGGGAAGAUAAUCUAUACCAUGAAAAAUAUUGAUUUUAUUGUCAUUUUGAAAUUCAACUGAAUUCAGUCAAAAUUAAGAAAAAAGCACAUUUGUGGCAGAAAUGUCAAUCCAAAAAUCACAUGGGAUAAUUCAAAAUGCUUGCUUUGCAGAAUAAAACAAGAUCAUUUUA
Larimichthys crocea (large yellow croaker) is the source of this 2790-nucleotide messenger RNA. Its product is annotated as cylicin-2. The record is from RefSeq and is a predicted model, not a curated record. The transcript has 19 exons. NCBI's taxonomy places the organism in Eukaryota, Metazoa, Chordata, Actinopteri, Sciaenidae. Bases 100 to 2388 code for a protein of 762 amino acids.